Messenger RNA from Penicillium alfredii, 8139 nucleotides. RefSeq names its product protein kinase MEC1 (gene atrA). Gene Ontology annotation, cellular component: nucleus. The transcript has 29 exons. Lineage: Eukaryota; Fungi; Ascomycota; Eurotiomycetes; Eurotiales; Aspergillaceae. The coding region runs from base 1 to 8139 and encodes 2712 amino acids. Gene Ontology annotation, molecular function: protein serine/threonine kinase activity; protein binding. Gene Ontology annotation, biological process: DNA damage checkpoint signaling; protein phosphorylation; telomere maintenance. The record is from RefSeq and is a predicted model, not a curated record.
AUGGCAAUUGACGAAGAUCACCAACAGGUUUACCCGCCUGUAAAUGACCAGAAAUUUGCAGAGCCUACCUCAUCACUCCUCGCGGCACACCUUGCACCGCGUUUGGCGACCCAAGGACACGAAACACACCGGCUGACGCGGGAAACAUUCCACCAGCUUCGUCAAGAACUCCUGGGCGAAAGACAAAGCCGGCUACGAUUUGAUGAGGGCGCUACCGACGUCAACAAACUAGUAUGCAUUGUCUUGAAAGCCGGCCUGGAUGCCAGCCCCAGCAACAGCUCGCCAGCAGAUGACCUGGAAGGGCAAGUCCUUGACUGUCUGGACAUUAUCCAAGCAAGUAUCGAGAAGGUGCCACAGGCUCUGUGGGACACUUCGGACCCUCUGAUUUUGGGCGAGGACGCCCAAGCCCCACUGUUCGCAUGGUUGAUCCUCCGACUGAUCAGGCUUGCCGGUACAUGGAACACCCAACCUGUCCAAGAGAGAAUUCACCUUGUCUUUACCAGCAUAGUCUAUUCGCAAUACAAACAGUCCCGGUCACUGCCAUCGUGCUACGGCGUUCCUACAUUUCUGCGUGCUUGUAUCUCGGAUAUUUUGUGCUCCCUGGAAGCUUUCCAGGAGACUGGUCUGCGAAGUCCACGUCUGGCGAGACUGUCUAUCCCCACAGCAAACGGGUUGCUCCUCGUGGAUCUGGACAACCUGGGCCUUCCCCGUGGACUACUGGAAAACAAGAUUCCACUCGGGAGGUUUGCUCAGACAAUAACUCUAGCCUCGCGCUUGCUGAGUACAUUCAGCACCAAAGUGGAAAUUCCAUGUCACGCGAAACACCAGGACUUCCUUCUUCGCCAAAACCUCUCAUGGGUUCUGAAUGGAUACCAGCGCCUACGAAAGAUUAUCUUCAAGUGGGUGCAAAGAGCAGGAUCAAAGCUCACCCCCGAAGAAGAGCAAGUUCCUUUGCACUACCUGGCGUAUAUGCGUCGUUGCUGCAUUCCCGAAUCAACUCCCUCGGGCUUGCUAUCAGAUGCUACCCUGACCUGUUAUUGGUCCCAGUGCCUCGCCGGGUUUCUUCUGCUUGAGAACAUAUGCCAAAUGCCCGCCCUCCAAGGGGGACUGAUUCACUUCCUGAAUGAUCUGGUGCAGGGGAAACCACGACCCUCGCCUGUACAGCAGCUGAGGGAAACAUUCUUGCCAGUGCUAGCAGAGAUUAAAAACAAAGAUUCGAGCCAGUCAUUUGAUCCAAGUCUUUGGAACUCCCUUCAGACCUUGCAUGCCGAACUGCUAGAUCCACCAACAUCUACGGUGCGCCGACUUCGUGCCUCUCCUGAAAACGAUUCGGCUGAUUCAAGAACAGCCAGCCAGAGAGCUGGGUUGUUGCGGCAUGGGGUGGAGAUAGACGAAGAGACUCGAGCAUCAAAACGCCUGUGUCUCCCGGGAUUCCCUGUUGAACCCACGAGUGCGGGGUUGAUGCAAUUACUCAUGGCAAGGCUAUCCUCUUUACUCAAUCGUGACUGCGGAAAAACUGUAGCAGAUCUGAGUAUUGCUGUGCAGAAAUCAUAUGAAGUAGUUGCAGAAUCCCAGAAAACAGAGCUUUUAGACACCAUAGGCAAGAUUUCCUGUGCCGCAACCGGGAACUUACUGAGGAAAGCCUCCGACGUCAUCGCAAUCGACACACUCUUUUGUCAAGCAUGCGACAACGAGCAAUAUCACUACAACCAUUCCCCUGUCGGAGAAAGUCCCGACUCCGAGGCGCUGUGGAUCAUCUUCAACUUUGUCUUACCCAGGCUUACACGCACACCUGGUCCUCGCAUAGCUGCAAUGGUCGCCUUGAAAAGGGCCCUGGUGCACUCCCCGAGUUCUCAUCAUAUGCAACUCUCAUAUUCUACGCCAGGGGAAUUCUGUCUCCAUUCUCUUCGAAGCUCUAUCCGAGAGUUACGGCUUGCCACUGGGCAUUCCGUGGUGGCUUUCGUGCGUCCAAGUCUACAGCCAGAUAUUCGUCGAGCUAACUUCGUCAUUGUACUUGAAUGGUUGAAAAACCUCUCCGAGAAAGAUGACAUGCCCUUACAAGAGGCCUGUGUCAUAACUCUGUGUCGGCUUGCAAAGGUCUCGGAGGAUGAGGAGAAGAAUAUCAUUCUCUUACGUCUCUUGGAGUAUCUUGGUCACCCCAAUCCAUAUGUUUGUGCCGUGGCCUAUAAUGAGCUGUCAAAGCUCGCGCAGCAAUUUGCUUUGACCCCAGCUGGGCUCUUUCGGCCAUACUGGAGAACGCUCUCCGUGACCGUGGUCAAAAAUCUCCAAUCUCGCCCAUACAUGGCGGAGCAACUCUGCGAACUGCUUGGCAUGAAGGUCGAUGGUUUUCUCAGGCUGACCGAAGUCCAUGUCCUACCGUACCUGGUUUUGACUCGAAAGCGAGACAUCAUCUGCAGAAUUGGAGCUAGUCGGAACGAGGGAGAGACGCCAUUUGACGUUUGCUCCGAGAAAAAUAACCUCGCGGCAAUCCUCGCCUUCCUCCUAUCCCAGCAAUCGAACAACCCAGAAAGUAUGAUCAUGUCACUUCUGGCGGAAAUUGAUCCCGCGUUCAAGGGCCGGACUUUAGCAGAGCUGGUACGAAUCGAGCCAAUCCUGAUUGCCUGUGACUUGUUGAAGAGUCUUGGGGAUGCCGGCGAACAACACAAGGAGCGAUUUAAUCGAGCACUCCAUCGCCUGGCCAGUUUUGUCCCACGGAAACUUGUGCAUGGAAGCUCAUCCAAGAAGGCAAAUCUCUUAAGCUAUUUCAUCGAGGAGCAUGUGCUUGGAAUCAUCACUCAAUUUGCGAAUGCUAUCAACGACUUUCAGGUGAGACAAACAUUGGCAGAAAAGAGAAGAAACAUCAAAGCCAUUGAAGAAAUGAUCAAUAUCGCCCAGGGCCAUGUGAGCAGUGCCUUGCCCCAGGUGUGUGCUUGUCUGCGGUCUGCACUCGAAAUCGAAGAACUUUGUGACCGUGCAUUCUCAGCGUGGAGGACGUUGAUCGGUUCCCUCAGCGAAGAAGAUCUUGAACCUUUGAUCGAUCAGACCUUAGCAAUUGUGGUCCGCUAUUGGGGAAAGUUGACCGAGGAUAGCAGGGGCCAUGCUUACCAGCUCGUUGACCAUAUCUUGACCAAUCAUUCGAACCUUCUGCAGGAUGCAUUCAACACUAUGCCUUCGCUUGCCUCCAUUCCCGAAAUGGCACCGUUUGAGGCUAUUAUCCAUGAACUAAAGGACCAUAUGGAUGUUCGAAGUCAAUUUAUGGCUCUGAUUCGUCGCAGUCAGAGUGAAAAUGCCACUGUUGUCGAGCAGACCUUGAAGGAAUUGAUGCCUUUUCUAGUCGAGAAUGAGGAGUUUCUUCAUAUCUCCGUCCUUAGCGAACAACCGGACCCUGUCAUCGCUCAGUUGACAAGAGCAUUGCUGGACUGCUGUGUCAAAUUCAACACCAACUUGGACAGCGUUACUCUGCUAGCGGCCCGGUGCCUGGGUCUUGUCGGCUGCCUCGAUCCGAAUCGAGUAGAGACAAUCAAAGAAAAGAAGGACAUACUGGUUCUAUCCAAUUUCGACCGCAUGGAGGAAACGGUAGAGUUCAUCCUCUUCUUUCUUCAGCAUGUGCUGGUUGAGGCUUUCCUAUCUGCAUCCAACACAAGGGCUCAGGGCUUUUUGGCAUACGCUAUGCAAGGUCUUCUCAGAAUCUGCAAUCUCAAUGCUGCUGUCACUCAGCGGUCUCGCGAUCUACAAGGCGACGACAAAUAUCAGCGUUGGAUGGAGCUCCCAGAAAGUGUCCGAAAUACCCUCACACCUUUUCUCACAUCAACGUACACCGUCACCGUCGCCGCGACUACUUCGAAGAUCAACUAUCCUUUAUUCUCUUCCAAGCUAACGCAUGGCGAGUGGCUUCGAACUCUGGUUCAAGACCUGCUGCAAACUGGAAAUGGAGACAAUGCAAAGCUCAUAUUCGCAGUAUGCAGUCGAGUUGUGAAGGGUCAGGACAUCUCUAUAUCCGCGUUUCUCUUGCCAUUUGCGGUGUUGAAUCGCAUUGUGGGGGGCACCGAGCAAGAACAGCAAGACCUCCAGCGCGAGCUGAUGGAAGUCCUUUCGCAUCCUCUGCCAGACACGAACAACAACUUCCGUGAGACAAUGAUAUGCUGCAGCCAGGUGGGAGACCUUCCGAGCGUUUUCGAAGUGUUGGAUUACCUCUCAAGGUGGCUGCAGGGGAAGAAGAAACAACUCAACAGUAUUUCUCACCAUUCUCAUCAAUCGAGCCGUUCUCAUAGGGAUUUGAAUCGUGACUCGCUCCUUGACAAAUACUCCUCACAAAUCAAGUCAGUUGAGGCUCUUCUGGCUUCAAUACCACCCGAGAUCAUUUCCAAACGAGCUGUCGAAUGCAAAUCUUUCUCCAGGGCACUCUUUCAUUGGGAACAAUAUAUUCGCAAAUGCAAGCCGCAUGCAGAAAUACAAGAGCGCACCAGUCUUGAACCGCUAUAUCAGCGGUUACAGGACAUCUACAGCCAGAUCGAUGAGCCGGAUGGGAUAGAAGGGAUUUCAACCCAUUUGUCUGCGCUUGAUAUCGACCAACAGGUCCUAGAACAUCGAAAGGCCGGGAGAUGGGCCACUGCCCAGAGUUGGUAUGAGCUGCAGCUUGAGAAAGAACCCGAUAACACUGAUGCUCAAUGGAACUUGGUGACUUGUCUCAAAGAAUCCGGCCAGCAAGAUGCCAUCCUCACUCGCUUUGAGAUUCUCAAAGGCAAUGAGUCCGCAGUGUCUCGAUUCUUGCCCUUUGCUGUGGAGGCAUCCUGGAUAACAGGCAGAUGGGAUAAGUUGCAAGGCUACCUUGAUCUGUGUGCAAGGCAAGGGACUGGGGACUUCAGUGUCGGCAUUGGUUCAGCUCUCCAGGCUCUUCGGGAAAGCCGAGGCGAAGCAUUUAUGGAGAUCAUCAACCAGCUCAGGCUCAAUGUCGCGAAAUCACUGACCACGAAUUCCGUGGCGUCGCUCCAAUCUUGCCAUGAUGAUAUGCUCCGGCUACAUGCCUUAGUGGAAAUGGAGUCCAUCGCCAAUGCAGGCGCUGAAGCUUCCCAUUUGGACCCAGCCUUACUUCCUGCUCUGGACCGACGAUUGGAUGUUCUCGGGGGCUAUCUCGCUGACAAGCAGUAUCUUCUGGGCUUGAGGAGAGCCACGAUGGAACUAGUGGGUAAAUUUGCCAACUCGGAAAUAGCCGCGGCGUGGCUUACCAGCGCUCGUUUGUCGCGGAAGGGCAGCUUCGUCAGCGAGGCGUAUCACUCGAUGCUUCACGCAGCGCGCCUCAAAGACAGAUCAGCAACCAUCGAACAUGCCAAACUGCUUUGGAAAGAUGGGCAUCAUCGCAAAGCAAUCCAGACACUCGAGGGUGCAAUAUCUGCCAAUGAAGUCUCCCCAACUACAUCUUCGGCCGAGGCCGAAACGAUGUCAUUUCUCUCAAGCCGCGGGCAGCAUCAAAACGUAACUGUCGCUAGGGCACAUUUGCUACUGGCGAAGUGGACCGACCGGGCGGGCCAGACUCACUCUCAGGCGAUUGUUCAAAGAUACCGAGAAGCCAUCAAGCUUUAUCCGAGGUGGGAAAAAGCGCACUACUACUUGGGUAAACAUUACAACAAGAUCCUAGAGUCAGAGAAGGUCAAACCCAUGGGAAAGGAGGCUCAAAUAUAUCUGAGCGGAGAAGCCACAAAACUGGUCAUCGACAACUACCUCCGCUCACUCACGUACGGGAGCAAAUACGUGUUCCAGACGCUGCCCAAGCUCUUGACGCUCUGGCUGGAACAUGCUUCAAUCGUCGAUCAGCCUAUUGACCCCAAAAGAGGCGAUAACGAAGACUUCCAGAGGCAUACGAAAGCUCAGAGGCAGAAGAGCCUCGAUGAGAUGCAUGCUCAGCUGAAAAAAUACAUUUCAACUCGCUUACAACCUGCUCUGCUGUUCACCAUUCUGCCCCAAGUCGUUGCUCGUAUCUGCCACCCGAACAGCACGGUCUACGAUCUUUUGACACGCAUUGUGGUCAAGGCUGUCAAUUCCUUCCCACAGCAAGGCCUAUGGACUCUCCUUGCUGUGGUCAAAUCUUCCAACAAAGACCGAGCCUCCAAGGGUUACAAUUGCCUCCAGAAAAUCAUGGAAUACACCAACAAGCCUAAAGUCGAAUCACCGCUACCUGACAUCCGCCGCAUGAUCAACCAGGGGCAAAAGUUCUCGGAGGAGUUACUUCAGCUCUGCCUGGCACGUGUCGAUGAUAGGGCGACUCGAGUCAGUCUGGCUCGCACUCUACGAUUCAACCACAGAGUUUCGCCGUGCCGGCUAGUGGUGCCUUUCCAGGCGAUGUUGAUUCCAAGCCUUCCUGCUAGCCACGAUUCUGAGUAUCUAAAGGGGUUCCGGCCAUUCCCCCGAGAUCCCACAACGAUAGAUGCCGUUCUUGACGAAGCCCAGAUCUUAAGGUCGCUUCAAAAACCUCGCAAGAUCAGCAUGCGCGGGUCCGACGGAAAGAUCUACAAUGCACUUUGCAAGCCCAAAGACGAUCUGCGAAAAGACCAGCGUCUCAUGGAAUUCAACAACAUGAUCAAUCGGUUCCUAAAACGAGACGUCGAGUCCAGCAAGCGGCGCAUGUAUAUCAAAACCUACGCCGUGACACCUCUCAAUGAGGAAUGCGGCCUCAUCGAGUGGGUGGAUAAUCUCCGCACGUUGCGAGACAUCGUCAUCAAAUUACUGCGUGAAAGAGGCGUCAAUCCCAAUUACAACGAGAUCAGUCAUUACCUGAAGGAGAUCUGUGCCGAUCGGUCUUUUUCGAAGUUGCCCUUGUACACCACUAAGAUACUAGCCAAACUCCCUCCUGUUCUCCACGAAUGGUUCGUCGAGAUGUUUCCCGAGACUGAAGCAUGGUUCACGGCAAGGCUAAGGUACACGCGGUCUUCUGCCGUGAUGUCUAUGGUGGGAUAUGUUCUAGGACUGGGCGAUCGACAUGGCGAAAAUCUUUCAUUCGAGGAAGGCACCGGCGGCGUUUUACACGUUGAUUUCAAUUGCCUCUUCGAUAAGGGUCAAACGUUCGAGAAGCCCGAGUUGGUUCCAUUCCGCCUGACGCCCAACAUGGUCGAUGCCUUUGGUGCUUACGGAUACAACGGUCCAUUCCGAAGAACAUGCGAAAUCACUCUCAGUCUCCUUCGACAGAAUGAGGAUGCGCUCAUGACGGUACUUGAGACCUUCUUGCAUGAUCCAACAACAGACUUCAUUGGGAAGAGGCGUCGCACCCAUGCCAAUGUCCCGGACACACCAGCCGGGGUUCUGGAGGAUGUUCGAAACAAACUACGGGGGUUUAUGUCCAAACAACCCAUUCCACUGUCGGUGGAUGGCCAAGUUGAUGAGUUGAUCAUGCAAUCAACCGACAAGAAGAACCUGGCAUCGAUGUAUAUCGGAUGCUACUGUAACUGGGGCUGCGACGCUUACGGUGUCUUGGCCGUUCCAUCCGGGGACUUGGUCUCCUGGGUGGAGGGGACCGUGACCGGGAAGAAUAUGAUCUCGAGCGUACGGGGGAACGUGAUCGUGACAGAGACUGUGGUCGGUAUACAUCAUGCCGUUCCGGAGGUCGUGCUCGGCCAUGUCUUCUGGGUGGGGACGGGUUGCCUCGACCAUAUCGGGAACGGCCGCCAUUCCUUCGACUUGAUGCGGGAGGUGGUGAGCGCGAAAAUGUCCGUCGCGGAAGAACAAUUGAGACAUUUAAAAUGGCGCCAUCGAGUUGAGCUUCGUGCAUGUGAGCAAUGGCUGCCUCGGCAUCCGCAGGGUCAUAGUACAAAAUUAUUGGAUAUCAAUCUUACAAGCUCGGUUUACUGGGAGAUCAAGGUAUUCAAUGUCCCCAAAACUUCCGAAUAUCUCUCAGCAAGCAGUGUCAGUGAAUGUCAUCCCCUCGGCGACCUCUAUCGUAAAAGAAACGCGUCUUCAUUAGAAAUGAGGUCGAACUCACUUUGGAACUCCUCGGUGGGCUCAGAUUCGGACUUGGCGUACGGCUGUAGCUCCGACCCUGAUACCGACCACCUCUGCUGCGACUUCGGGAGCGUGUUCGGCCGCGCGAAAGAGAUCGAGUGUGGCUUCUUGACUGAUGGCGGCUGCGACCGGGAGAUGGGCUCCGAGUGA